AUGUCCGCACAAAUAAAAGAAGCCACUCCUGAUAUGGAACUAUUCGCCGCGGGCUGCAACGCCUGGGCGCAGCUCGAAUUUGACACAUUCCUUCCUAGUAAUUCAGAUGAUUUGACCGAGUUCACCAAGAUCGCAGUUGGACAGACAUUGCAAAAGCCUGUUUCUAGGCUAGCGUACACGCUGAGUUUGUAUUCUUCAUAUCAGAAAUUACCAUCGUCUAAUUUCCUCAUACCCUUUGCAGUUCAAAAUGAUGACAAGUUUCUCAUCGCUGGCUAUUUCCCCGAUCCAACCAUGGCCCCCAAAGCCGCCUCAUUCGUCAUGCGGGCAAAUGGCGACAGUCUCCGCCCCAUUGGCAGCUCAGUUUUUGAAAUCUCCAUCAGCAAAGGGGGUGCAGUGAACACGGACAAGAUGUACGCUCAAAAGCCCGUCAAGCAAAUUGCGGCGCUCGACACGGCUUUUGUUUUGCUAUACGAAGACGGCACCGUCGCUACCAUGGGAGACGCACGCUUCCCCCAUGUCCUCGGUCGCAUGAUUUCCGAAGAUGAGCCCGCGGAAGAGCUUUUCACACUGCUUGAUCUCGAUACACUAGGAGACCCGGUGCAGCACAUUACAGCGUGCGGUUAUACAGCUGCAGCCCUCACAAAGUCGGGUAGUGUCUACAUAUGGGGGCAACAUCCACAGUCGAGAGCCAAAGAGCUGCCAUUCUUCCCAGGCCUCUCUCGCUUUCCAAACUAUACCGAAAUCGGGGGUGGGAAAGACAUUGCGGAUAUUGCACUGGGCGAAACCCACGGCAUCGCUCUCACAAAGCAAGGAGAUGUAUACGUCAUAGGCAACAAUGAAAGCGGGCAACUAGGCAUUCCAUCUGUCAUGUCGGUCCGUACGUGGAUUAAGCUUGAAUUUAGUCCACCCCAGAACGCUGUCGUCACUGGAGUCGCGGCCGGGCCACACACAUCAUUCAUGCUAGUCUCAUCAAGUCUGGCAGCAAAUUAG
Molecule: messenger RNA, 990 nt
Organism: Beauveria bassiana ARSEF 2860
Lineage: Eukaryota; Fungi; Ascomycota; Sordariomycetes; Hypocreales; Cordycipitaceae
Product: regulator of chromosome condensation (RCC1)-like protein
Exons: 2
Coding region: 1-990 (329 amino acids)
Biological process (GO): negative regulation of protein secretion
Cellular component (GO): cytoplasm; nucleus
Source: RefSeq, a predicted model, not a curated record